AGCAACUCAAUAAAGCUUAUGAAGCCUUUCGACAGGCAUGCAUGGAUAGAGAUUCAGCAGUAAAAGAACUACAGCAAAAGUUUGUACAGACUCGCCUGCCUUUUACCACUUAGCUGUCCAUACUCCAAGUCAGUUCUUCUCACAGCAUUUCUUCUAGUUCACUGCAGUUUAAGACUCAGAAGCUCCUCUUUGAAGUCAGUGUGCUACAUCCAUUUAAGAACAUUGUCAAGCAAAGACAUCUGAGUAUUCCAAAUCAAUAAAGGAGACAAAGACAAAUAAGGCAGAAUAUUUUUGAUUCAAUGGAGAUACCACACUGAUUUCUUGAAGAGAAGCUUCUGAGUCCUAGAUUACAGUGAACUAGAAGGACUGAGAAACUGGCUUAGAGCAUGGGGUGGUUGUGUGAUGCUGAUAGACCAUUUGUUUUGCUAGUCUUUGGGACUGGAAGGAGUGUCAAAUACACAGAAGCCAGAGUCAUCUCGGCCAGAUGGUGUUUGAUACAGAUGGAUGCAGACUGAGAACUAUGAGCAGAGAAUACGUGAGCAACAGGAACAGCUGUCACUUCAACAAACUAUUAUUGACAAGCUAAAAUCACAGUUACUUCUUGUGAAUUCGAGUCGAGAUAACAGUUAUGGCUGUGUUCCCCUGCUUGAAGACAGUGAAGCAAGGAAGAAUAAUUUGACUCUUGAUCAGCCACAUGAUAAAAUAAAAUCACGAAUACCAAAAGAAAAAGAAUCAAAGGUAAGAAGACAAGAGGUUUCUUCUCUAAGAAAAGAAACUUCACCAAGGAGUCUUGGCAUUCCUUUAUUCCAUGAAAGAGGUUACAUAGAGAAGACUUUCCGGGAUCUGAAAGAAGAAUUUCAUAGAAUAUGCAUGCUAGCCAAAGCACAAAAAGACCACUUAAGCAAACUUAAUGUACCAGCCACUGUAACUGAGACACAGUGCUCUGUGCCUAUACAGUGUACGGAUAAAACAGAUAAACAAGAAGUGCUAUUUAAGCCUCAGGCAAAAGAUGAUAUAAAUAGAGGUGCACCAUGCAUCACAUCUGUCGCACCAAGAGGAUUGGGCCAAGAUGAGGAAGACACCUCUUUUGAAUCACUUUCUAAAUUCAAUGUCAAGUUUCCACCUACGGACAGUGACUCUACUUUCUUACAUAGCACUCCAGAAAGACCCAGUGUCCUUGGUCCUGCCUCAUGUGAGGCUCUGUGCCAGGAUAAAUUUAAUAUGGAGCCCAGAGACAACCCGGGAAACUUUGUCAAAACAGAAGAAACUUUAUUUGAAAUUCAGGGAAUUGACCCCAUAGCUUCAGCUAUACAAAACCUUAAAACAACUGACAAAACAAAACCCUCAAAUCUUGUAAAUACUUGUAUCACGACAACUCUGGAUAGAGCUCCGUGUUUGCCACCUGGAGACCAUAAUGCAUUAUAUGUAAAUACAUUCCCACUUCAGGACCCAUCUGAUGCACCUUUUCCUUCACUCAGUUCCCCAGGAAAAGCUGUCCGAGGACCACAGCAGCCCGUUUGGAAGCCCUUUCCUAAUCAAGACAGUGACUUAUCGGUACUAAGUGGCACAGGCUCAGAACUGCAUAUACCUCGAGUAUGUGAAUUCUGUCAAGCAGUUUUCCCACCAUCCAUUUCAUCCAGGGGGGAUUUCCUCCGGCAUCUUAAUUCACACUUUAAUGGGGAGACUUAAGACGCAUUUGAAAACAGACAUAUCAAGUUCUAUGCGAUGAUUCUGGGUUUGUAAUAUUAUGUACUUGAUUGCAAACUUAGCUCAAGAUCAUUUAUUGAAAAUCCAGUGUCACGGCUAUUUGAAUUUUUUUCUAAACUUAUAUUGUAACUUUCUUUUAUUACCUUUUAAAAGAUCAUUCUGUACAAAACUGUAAUUCAUUGUACUCAUGUUUACAGUGUUUAUUGCCAUAAUUCAAAAUUAUGUAUGUGACUUAUGGAAUUGUAUAACAAUAAUUUUUUUCAAAUGUCUAAGCUUAUUGCUUGGAUUUCUAGUUAGAUCUAUUGAAUUUGGUGAUGUCAAAUGUUUAUAGGGUUUUUUUCACUUGUUUUCAUUUAAAAGAUUAGAUUAUUUAUGCUGUAGGUGUUCUUUUUGAAUAAACCAAUAAUAAAUAGAGAAUAGCAGACAAGAUAAACAUCUGAGUAAAUACCAAAUGUAAGACAUUUGUUGCUCAGUGAUAAGAUCACUGGUAGGAUUAUUUAAACACUUUAUUAUUUUUUUAAAAUAAUAGACAUGGUUUUAAUUUUUACUAUACGUAUAGCAACAUGAUGAAAUUAGUUAAAUAUUAAAAGUUACUUAUGUUGUGAUAAUUAAUGUGUUCUUUGUUCUUAAAUAAAUAAAUCACAUUU
Messenger RNA from Kogia breviceps (pygmy sperm whale), 2354 nucleotides. The record is from RefSeq and is a predicted model, not a curated record. Lineage: Eukaryota; Metazoa; Chordata; Mammalia; Artiodactyla; Physeteridae.